AGAGAGAGAGAGAGAGAGUGUGUGUGGAGCCCGUGGAACAGAGAUGUUCAUGAUCAUUCGAGAGCCGACCGUCGUAGCGGGCGGUGCCGGAGCCAUGAGCGCACCACCGGAGAGGAGCGCAAAGCAGGUGCAAGCGGCCAUCAAGAAGAAGGUGAAGAAGCAGAAGAAGCGGUCCAACGAGCCGGGGGCAGCGGCCGCCGACGCCGCCGCUCCUUUCCAACACAGAGCCGCUCCGCUUCACCAGGCGACGACGGAGGAGGAGGAGGACGGGGAGUCGCUGGAGGAGAGGCUGCAGGAGAUGAUGGAGGGGCCGCACAGGAGAGACAGGGAGCAGGAGGAGGAGGAGGAGCCCGUGGACCUCAUGCCCAUCGUGGACUCGGUGUUCGGACAGGACAGAGAGCUGAGACCAGAGGAGCUCGAUGAGCUCCGUGAGGCCUUUGUGGAGUUUGACAAGAAUAAGAAAGGCUACAUCAGCCAUAGAGACCUGGGGGAAUGCAUGAGGACCAUGGGAUACAUGCCCACGGAGAUGGAGCUGAUAGAACUGAGCCAGCAGAUCUGUGGAGGAAAAGUGGACUUUGAGGACUUUGUGGAGCUGAUGGGGCCCAAGAUGCUGGCAGAGACAGCAGACAUGAUCGGAGUCAAAGAGCUGCGAGACGCGUUCAAGGAGUUUGACUCGAACGGUGACGGUCAGAUCAGUCUGACGGAGCUGCGCGAGGCCAUGAAGAAGCUGAUGGGGGAGCAGGUGACCAACAGAGAGAUCAACGAGAUCCUGAAGGACGUGGACCUGAACGGGGACGGCCUGGUGGACUUCGAGGAGUUUGUGCGAAUGAUGUCCCGCUGACGGGCGCAGCCGCUCACGUGAGAUGACGUCACCUUAUGGACGUGAUUCAUUCCUGGACGUUCUUCCUGAGCUCAGACGAGCCUGAACAUGAAAGUAUUUUUUUAUAUUUAAGACAUUUAAGAAAGCGAGAAUAAAUCCUUUUACGACCAACAUCUCUACUUAGAAUUCAACCAUCAGCUGUGAGACAUAUCAUAAACAAUAUUUAUGAAUUUGUGUUUACAUGUAUUUUUAUAUAUCAGUGUUCUUUGAGUGUAAAGUUGUCAAACUGUACAAUUAUUUUUGAUUAAAGAAAUCUGAAAAAUGCG
Betta splendens (Siamese fighting fish) is the source of this 1146-nucleotide messenger RNA. It is a transcript of the gene cabp2b, whose product is annotated as calcium binding protein 2b. Bases 44 to 841 code for a protein of 265 amino acids. The transcript is spliced from 7 exons. Gene Ontology annotation, molecular function: calcium ion binding. The record is from RefSeq and is a predicted model, not a curated record. NCBI's taxonomy places the organism in Eukaryota, Metazoa, Chordata, Actinopteri, Anabantiformes, Osphronemidae.